CCUCAGACCAGGAAAUUCAAAAAAAGUCGGAAGUAGCCGGGAGAGAGAGAGAGAGAGAGAGAGAGCGAGCGAGAUCGGGAUCCUUUAUUUCUUUGGAUGUUGCAUUUCAAAGGCGCCUUCUCGCAUCAGGAAUCUUAGCUCCUAAGAAUAUCACCCAUCAUGGACGACGAUGAUGGUAUAAAAUUUCGCCAGAUACUUCUGGCCAUUGAUGAGAACCUUGGGAAGGAAGAUGUGGAUGCUAUGAAAUUUCUUUGCAGUGACUUUAUCUCCACAAAGCAUCUAGAAGGAGUAGAAACAGCACAAGAUAUUUUCCAACUGCUCAUAAAUAGGAACCUUUUAAGUAAGGAGGACACUUUCAUCGUAGCAGAACUUCUCUACAGGAUUAAGUGCCACUUCCUGCUUCAGAAAAUUGGAUACACCCAGCAAAAAGUUGAACACAACCUGUUUCACAUAAGAAAUGUCUCCGAGUACCGACAGAUGCUAUAUGAAAUAUCUGAGGGAUUCACUGAGGAAAAUGUGAAGACAGCCAUGUUCCUUCUCAGGGAACACCUUCCAAAGAAGCAAUCCAUCGCAUCUGGUCUAGAAUUGCUGACUUCCCUAGAGAAACAAGACCUUUUGGCAGAAGACAAACUGGCAAUAUUGGAAAAAAUCUGUAACAAAGUGUCACCUGAACUACGGAAUAAAGUGGACAAAUUCAAAGAAAGAUCAGCAUCUGAUAAAGAAAGCAAAGGUAUUGAAAACUCUUCUCUUCCUGGAUUUCAAGACGCAUCUUUUGGAAAUGUUUCACUCUGGGAACAUCCUUUCCUGUAUCCAGUUAAAAAACCUGUAGAUUCUUACUCUGAAGAAUUUGGGAGCCUGAGAGAACACGGUGAAAUUUUCUCUUCUCUGCCUGCAAAUCAAGAUGUCAAAGCAGGAAUCACCUCAGGCCCAUCAGAGCAGCCAAUAGGAAAUGAGAAAUCAAAAUGUGCCUCUGAGGCAUCAACUUGCUACAAAAUGGACGGGCUGAACAGGGGAUCUUGCCUCAUUUUUAAUAAUGUACAUUUUGAAGGGGGCCUCAACCAACGAAGAGGAUCCCAGAAAGAUGCCGAGGAGCUGGAGUCGGUAUUUAGAUGGCUUGGGCUAGAUGUGAUCAAGUAUAAUGAUACAACCUCAAUAGAGAUGGAAAACCAUUUGAAGCAGUGGCAGUCUUUUGAAAACUGGAAAGACAUGGACUGCCUAGUAUGCUGCAUUCUGUCUCACGGUGAAUCUGGAAAGAUUUAUGGGACCGACGGAAAUUUAAUUCCAAUCCGCACUAUCAUGUCCUACUUCACUGCCAAACAAUGUCCCCAACUAGCCAAAAAGCCCAAGCUCUUUUUCAUCCAGGCAUGUCAAGGAGAAAAGACACAGCAACCAGUUUAUCUGGAAACAGAUGACGAAUAUGGUAUUCACCUUAAAGAAGACGCACAAUCUUCAGGGUCUUUCCCUUUGCAGCAGAUGAUUUCGAGCAUUCCCGAAGAAGCAGACUUUCUGCUUGGCAUGGCUACUGUGGAUGGCUACCUCUCUUUCCGGCACGUCCAUCAGGGCACAUGGUACAUUCAGGCUCUAUGUGACAAGCUCCGGACCUUGGUGCCAAGAGGCGAAGACAUAUUGUCCAUCCUUACAGAAGUCAAUGCUGACGUGAGCAGACGUGCAGACGCUCAAGGGCAAAAGAAACAGAUGCCGCAACCAGCUUACACCCUCAGGAAAAAACUGAUAUUCCCCAUCCCUUAAAAAAUGCUAGAGUUUUUGUCACAGAAUGAGCAUUUGGAAUUACAAUGCUUUCGAGAGAUCAUGAUGUUUGAUUUUUGUUGGGGGGAAAGACUGGCCUUAUGCAUUCACUUAGGACUCUAGCAGAUCAUUUGGAAAACGCUAUUCAACAGAAAAGAUGACAAGCCACUAUCCAGAGUGGAACUACUCAGGUUUUAGCCAUUUUUUAAAAAUCUUGGUUGUCACCGACUAUAGCAGCCAUGAAUUGUGUUUGUUUGUUUUACCGCUCUUUGCUUGAAGAUUCCACUAUUUUGAAUUUUUCUCAUCCUCUCUCAUACUGGUUAGGGCAGGCAUCCUCAAACUCCAGUUUUCUAGCUGUUUAGGUCUCCAACUACUAGAAGCCAAAGCCAGCUGUUCAAUGGUCAGGGAUUCUGGGAGUUGGAGGCCCAAACAGUUGGAGGAUCGGAGUUUGAGGAUGCCUGGCUUAGGGCCUUUUAACCUCUUUUGAGCAGACGAAGAGCAUUGCUUUCCCCAUCUUGCCUGUGAGCUUCCAGAAAGACCUGAAAAUGGAUAUGCGUUUGUCACUGCUGUAACAGAGAUAUCAAUUGGUGUCAAGAUUACCUUGAGGCACAAUAAAUACUUUGUUUCAAAGGAAAAAGCAAUAGGAA
Molecule: messenger RNA, 2393 nt
Organism: Anolis carolinensis (green anole)
Lineage: Eukaryota; Metazoa; Chordata; Lepidosauria; Squamata; Anolidae
Gene: casp10
Product: caspase 10
Exons: 11
Coding region: 160-1749 (529 amino acids)
Biological process (GO): proteolysis; regulation of apoptotic process
Molecular function (GO): cysteine-type endopeptidase activity; protein binding
Source: RefSeq, a predicted model, not a curated record